AUGGCGAAACUCUGGACUAAGCGUUCGGUACUCUCUACGGUGGCCACAAUUUUCGAUCCCAACGGUUGGAUCGCGCCAGUGAUAUUUUGGGCCAAGUACUUUUUACAGCGAUUGUGGAUCGCUGAGAUCUCUUGGGAUGAGCCUAUUACUGGGGACCUCCUUACCGAUUGGCUGGGAUUUCUGAAUCGGUUAGAGUCCAUUACUCAGGUCUCGAUACCACGCCAUUUUCUUCCAUCAGGGAAGUACAAAGCAUCGCUCCACGGGUUCUGCGAUGCUUCGGUGUCAGGAUACGCCGCGGUGGUGUAUUUACGUACCGUAAAGCGGGAUGGUACAACGGCGGUUCACUUAGUGACGGCUAAGAGUAAAGUUGCUCCUCUACGGACUCGGUUGAGUAUCCCUAAGUUGGAACUUUCGGGAGCUGCCUUACUCACUAGGUUACUGAAUCACGUUAUCUCUACGUUAGGCAAAUUGAUAGAACUAUCGGAGGUUUACGCUUGGUCGGAUAGCCAAAUCGUCUUGGCUUGGCUUCAGGCUUCUCCUCACAGGUUGGAAGUCUUUGUCGCCAAUCGAGUGUCUCAGAUCCAGGCUUCGGAGGUGAAGUUGAUCUGGAGACACGUUCCAGGUGAACUCAAUCCGGCGGAUGUGGCUUCACGGGGUUGUGAUGCCCCCACUUUGGUAGACCAUUCCCUCUGGUGGGGUCCAAAGUGGCUGGCGGAUCCGGUGUCGACGUGGCCUCCUACGACUUUACAUGGUACUGAAUCUCUGCCUGGCAUUAGGAUUGCGGCAGUCGAAACAGAGGCCACGCCUUCAGAUCCUCUUCUAGCUAGGUACAGCACUCUCAAUAAACUUCUGGGAGUCACGGGCUGGAUUCAUCGAUUCAUCCGGAAUUGUCGCAAGGUGGAUGUCAGAGACACUUCGCCUAGCCUAUCGGCAGAUGAACGUCGGGUCUCCCUCAUGUUUUGGUUUAACAACUUCAAUGAGUACAAUAAGGUCAGCAAACAAAUUCUACUAACCGCAAAAGUUAUAAAGACGGGCAUUCAAAGUGAAAUCCAAGAGUUGUGCGGCCAAUAA
This is a messenger RNA of Arctia plantaginis, 1071 nucleotides long. The record is from the annotation of a GenBank genome assembly. NCBI's taxonomy places the organism in Eukaryota, Metazoa, Arthropoda, Insecta, Lepidoptera, Erebidae.